AUGUCAUUAACCUCAACGUUUCCGAUGAUUCAAUAUCAAAGUACAUCAUCAAAUUUUGCAUCAUCAUCAACUUCAUUACAAGAUCUCAUUUACUACUAUCCUACCUACCUAGAUACCCCAUAUCCCACAUCAACAGCGAAUAAUUUCCACCCACCUCCACCUCUUACCAAACCGAUCGGUACCGGUACUCAUCCGAAUAAUCUGAGACAAGACUGGUAA
Molecule: messenger RNA, 219 nt
Organism: Sclerotinia sclerotiorum 1980 UF-70
Lineage: Eukaryota; Fungi; Ascomycota; Leotiomycetes; Helotiales; Sclerotiniaceae
Exons: 1
Coding region: 1-219 (72 amino acids)
Source: RefSeq, a predicted model, not a curated record